AUUUCAAGGAAAUCUGCUUUACUCUUACUCUUACUAAUUACUCUCAGAGAAGAGAGUUCUUCUCUUCACUCUUACGGGAUAUUUACGAACAGUGUUUAAUGAGCAACGUGUUUUUCGAACGCGUUGCUCAUUUGCGAUGGUCACUCCAUCACGCGGAAGUUCCGGUAUUCGAUUGUCCCAUGGACUUGUGGUAGUUGUUUCUGCGCUUGCCAUCUUCCUUCUGCGCCUCGGCAGCUCUUCAUCUCAGAAAGAUGAAGAUUCUAUCGGUGAUAGACCAAUGAAACCAAAGAUUCCGACUCGCAUGGAUGUUUUUAUGGAAGCCCUGUGUGAAGGGACUAACGACGAACAGUGUUACUUGGACAGACUUGAAUACGAAGCCAUUCGAGCAUUGCAUCGCCAGCUUGAUGAUGAUGCCAACGGCGAUGUCGACAUUUCGGAGUCGAACGAUUUUUUGCGUGAAGAGCUGCAGUUGGAAGGUGGAUCUUCAGUGACGAGACAACAAGCAUUCCACAAAAAUGACAAACUCAUAUCAGUCCAAGAUUUAUGGCUAUCCUGGAUCCAUUCCGAGUUAACGUUUUCGCUCUUGGACUGCGUGGGGUCUGUUGGUGAGGAGAAUGCGGAAAUCCGCAGCAUUUGGUGUUACCGUGUGACACGACAUGGCGUCGCAUCACGUCGACCUCUGAACUUCCCGCAUGACGACGUCGACCGAGGGACAAGUGUAACGGCCGACUUCCACCCGUCGUUGUAG
Messenger RNA from Notodromas monacha, 748 nucleotides. Lineage: Eukaryota; Metazoa; Arthropoda; Ostracoda; Podocopida; Cyprididae. The record is from the annotation of a GenBank genome assembly.